Rhizopus microsporus ATCC 52813 is the source of this 426-nucleotide messenger RNA. RefSeq names its product DUF757-domain-containing protein. NCBI's taxonomy places the organism in Eukaryota, Fungi, Mucoromycota, Mucoromycetes, Mucorales, Rhizopodaceae. The transcript has 5 exons. The record is from RefSeq and is a predicted model, not a curated record. Gene Ontology annotation, cellular component: cytoplasm. Bases 1 to 426 code for a protein of 141 amino acids.
AUGCGUCUUCCUUCUGCUGACGAACUUGAACAACUUGAAGAUAUUGAAAAGCAAUGGGCUGUAAAAGCCAUGCACCAUGCCGAGACUUAUUUCAAGUUGAUCUCUACUGUUGAUCCUCGUCAGCUUCGUUUAACAAGUAUUGACGAUGAGAUCCUUCAAGAUUUUGAAACCACCUUUCCAGAGAUCAAUCUUGUUCAUUUAGACGAAGAGCAUUUCAAGACACCUGCAGCCAAAGAAAAGUGGAGAAACUUUAUGAAUAAAUAUGAAAAGAGAGUCAAGGAAUUCAACUUUGGAUCAUUGAUUCGUAUUGAUUGCAGAGAAGAUUAUACAGAGCAAAAUACCAUGUUUGGCGUGCGUAUGCAGUUUUAUGCUAUUGAAAUUGCAAGAAAUAAAAAAGGCUUAAAUGACUGUUUACGUAAAAAAUAA